Molecule: messenger RNA, 1197 nt
Organism: Lathyrus oleraceus (garden pea)
Lineage: Eukaryota; Viridiplantae; Streptophyta; Magnoliopsida; Fabales; Fabaceae
Exons: 3
Coding region: 1-1197 (398 amino acids)
Source: RefSeq, a predicted model, not a curated record
AUGGGUUACCAACAGAUUACGAGAUUUUCUGAGUUGGGUAACAAGAGUAGGAUCUAUGAUGAGGAUAGCCGUGAAAGUGCUACUCAUUACAAGUCCUUGCAUGAUAAGAAAGGAAAAGGGAAAUUCCGAGGGAAGCCGUAUGACGGUAAGAAGAAAGCUGGUGAUGGCAAGAAGCCGAGUGGGGGAGGAUUUCACACUCCUGUCAAGUGCUUCAGAUGUGGUGUUGAGGGACAUCGUGCUCCCGAGUAUCCUAAGGGCGAUGUGACUUGUUUCAAUGCGACGAGUUCUUUUAUUUCUUUGGAUUGUGAUAAGAGAUUGAAUCUUGAAUUAUCUGUUAUGCGUGGAGGCAUGUUUAUUGAUACUCUGACUAUGGGUUUAGUGACUACUUCAUCUGUUUGUUUGAAAUGUCCGUUGAAUAUUUGUGAUAAAGAUUUUGAAGUUGAUUUAGUAUGUCUUCUAUUGAGUCAACUUGAUGUUAUUUUGGGAAUGGACUGGUUGAGGGUCAACAAUGUCUAUAUCAAUUAUUUUGCGAGAGGUGUUCUUUUUCUUGAGCCAGAGAAGGAAGGUGAUUUAUUCUUGUCUACUCAACAAGUGAAUGAAUUUGUGCGAGAUGGUGCUGAAAUAUUUAGUUUGGUGGAAAGUUUGAAGUUGAUUGAAAAUGGAACAUUGGGUGAAUUUCCAGUUGUUCGUGAUUUUCAUGAAAUGUUUCCUAAUGAGGUUAGCGAUUUUCUGCUUGAACGUGAAGUUGAGUUCACAAUUGAUUUGAUUUCUGGUACUAGUCCGGUAUCGAUGACUCUGUAUCGGAUGUCACCAUCUGAGUUGAAAGAGUUGAAGAGUCAACUAGAGGGUUUGCUUGAUAAGAGGUUUAUUCGUAUGAGUGUGUCAUCGUGGGGUGCACCUGUCUUGUUAGUUAAGAAGAAAGAAGAGAAGCAGUUGUUUGCCAAAAUUUCAAAGUGCGAGUUUUGGUUGAAGGAAGUGAGUUUCCUUGGCCAUGUGAUCUCUAGUGGUGGUAUUUCGGUUGAUCCUUAUAAGAUUGAGGCUAUAUCUCAAUGGGAAGCACCAAAAUCUAUCUCUGAGAUUCGUAGUUUUCUUGGUUUGGCAAGUUAUUAUCGAAAGCUUAUUGAUGGUUUUUCUAAGUUAUCUUUGCCGUUAACGCAGUUGACUAGGAAAGAUCAAGCUUUCAUUUGGACUGCAUAA